AUGGGGUGGUGGCCCUUUAGCAGGAAAAAUAAGGGAGAGUAUGACUGUGACACUGAUACGACCGAAUCGUUUGUUUCUUCUGAUUCUCUUUCUUCUGAUUCGAGUGAUUAUGACAAUGAAAAUGACAAUGAAAAUGACGGCAAUGGAGCUCGCAUGGUCUUCUCCGGUCAGCAAUUUCGAGCAGGGCAUAAUCCCAGACCAAACGAUAAAUUCAUCGCCAUCAUGGGAGUGACAGGCUCAGGCAAGAGCUCGUUUAUCUCGUUACUAACGGGAGGACAAGCCAAGGUCGGCUCAGGGCUGGAAGCUUACACAAGAAAUACCGACGUGUAUGCCUAUACUUUCGCUCCGGGCCAAACAGUGUACCUCAUUGAUACUCCUGGGUUUAACGACACCUACAGAGAUGACACAAAGAUUCUGGUCGAGAUCACAUCUUGGUUGACAUCUUCAUACAACAACAAAGUCAACCUGAAUGGCGUGAUAUACCUGCAUGAUAUUACACAGGGUAGAAUGUUCGGCUCUGCGCUAAAAACUUUGAAAACUUUCAAGGAGCUCAGCGGCCCCGAUGCGAUGCAAAAGGUUGCCCUGGUAACUACUCAUUGGGAUAUUGUCGCUCUGAGUACCCGUUCCAAGUGUGAGGACAAGGAGAAGCAGCUCAUUCAAGAUGAAAGGUUCUGGGGGUCGAUGAUCAGAAGGGGAAGCUGGGUUAGAAGACAUGACAACACGCAAGAAUCAGCGGAUAAAUUAAUCCGUUCAAUCGUUCGCCAGUCUCACGUAACACUGGCGGUGCAGUCACAAAUGGUCGAUGAGAAUCUGAAGUUAUCUCAGACUGGCGCUGGAAGGUCCCUGGGCAUGGACUUAGCCAGGCAAAUGGAGAGCGACUACAAGGAACAACUAGAGCACGUGAAGCAGCUCAGACUGGACAAGAAAAGGAGUGACGCUGCACGGGAAGCGGCACAGAAAGAAUUUCGACGAGAGCUUGAUAGAAUGCGAAAGCAGCUAGAAGUGACCAGUCGUGAGUUGAAUGAACGGAUGCAACGUGAGCUUGCAGCGAAGGAAAGAAAGAUUCAACUCGAGCGGGAACGGCAUCAUCGGGAACGGGUGAGGUUGAGGGCUCAGCGGGAAACUGGCUUGUCCCGGGAGGAUUAUGAGAGACAAAACCGUGGGAGACAAACAGCCAGGUGGCAGAUGCAGAUUUCAGAGGAGGAGGAAGAGGAAGAGGAAGACAGUUGGACGGGCUCAGACAGUUCUUCUGGAUACGAGCCCAGCCCUGAGCUACGCAAACGUCCCCAGGCCACCAAUAUUCGGCAUCUCAGAAACACGUCGGCCAGGACGCCUGGCCGACCAAAGAAUAGGACCGACAACAACGAUCCAUUCUCUAGGAACAAAUACAACGACGCCGCCUCGAUGAUUGUACAUACAGGCACGUGA
Molecule: messenger RNA, 1428 nt
Organism: Penicillium waksmanii
Lineage: Eukaryota; Fungi; Ascomycota; Eurotiomycetes; Eurotiales; Aspergillaceae
Exons: 3
Coding region: 1-1428 (475 amino acids)
Molecular function (GO): GTP binding
Source: RefSeq, a predicted model, not a curated record